Messenger RNA from Acanthoscelides obtectus, 6000 nucleotides. Lineage: Eukaryota; Metazoa; Arthropoda; Insecta; Coleoptera; Chrysomelidae. The record is from the annotation of a GenBank genome assembly.
CGGGUAAGCAGCGCGAGUUGCCAGAUACGUAUUCGGAAUCUGUUGUGUAAAGGUGACGGCGGUACAUAUCUACAUCCGCUCCGUGCAGAUGAAACCGUGACCACGCGAUAUGAGAGACAUGCGAGUUGUCGAGGCGGAUUCGGAGGGGCUGCCUGUACGGCCUUGGCCUUCUCGAUCGCGAUGUGGUAUUCACUAGCCUGCCACCAGGAUGUCCGCGGCCCCUGUCACUAGGCCCGCCCCCCUGCCGGGCUCCACUAACGCUGUAUCCCUCAAAUCGCUCCAGGUCCCCGAGGCGUUGCAAAACGGCGAGAAAUUCAUCAAGUGGGAUGAGGAUUCAGGGGUGGGCACUCCGGUUACCUUGCGAAUCGAUCCGCACGGCUUCUAUCUAUAUUGGGUGGACCAAAAUCAUGAAAUGGAUCUGCUGGACAUCGCUAUCAUCAGGGACAUGAGGACUGGCCGAUAUGCUAAGAUACCAAAGGAUCCAAAACUCCGGCAGAUCGUCACGAUGGGAUCCCAAGAUACUUUAGAAGAGAAGACCAUCACUGUGUGCUGUGCCAACGACUUCGUCAACCUCACAUUCAUCAAUUUUUGCUGCACGAAGAAGGAGAUCGCCAGACUAUGGACGGACGCGAUCUUGAGCCUCGCUUACAAUCUCAACCAGAUCACUGGCACUCCGAAAAUGUACCUGUUCAAAGCUUACACCAAACUCAAUCUCAUCAGGGAUAAGACGGGUAAUGUUCCUGUUAAAAACGUUUUAAAAAUGUUUGCACAAAACAAGGACGAGAAGAAAAGGAUAGAAUCAAUUCUGCACUCAUUGGGAUUUUCAACAGGGAAGAACGAUACCAUCAAUCCAGAUACCUUCAAUUUUGAAAUGUUUUUCAAUUUCUACAUCCAGCUUACCAAACGGACUGAAGUCGAGAAGGUUUUCAAUGAAAUUGUUGGAGUGAAGAAGGUGAUGUCAGCGAAUCAGUUUGUCGAUUUCUUGAAUAAGACGCAAAGGGAUCCCAGACUGAACGAAAUUCUCCAUCCAUAUGCGGACUGUGCUCGAGCCAAAGAUAUUAUUGGCCUCUACGAACCAAACAAGUACAAUGCACAAAAAGGACAGCUUUCGUUCGAAGGUUUCCUAAGGUAUCUGCUAUCUGAAGACAACAACAUAAUGGCUGCCAGUAAAUUCGAUCUAAGUCACGACAUGGAUCAACCAUUAGCCCAUUAUUUCAUUAAUUCUUCGCACAACACGUACCUGACAGGACAUCAACUGACUGGAAAGUCAAGUGCAGAAAUGUACAGGCAAUGUUUACUGGCAGGAUGUAGGUGUGUGGAGCUGGACUUCUGGAAUGGUCGUACUGACGAACCGGUGGUUGUGCAUGGUUACACUUUCGUACCAGAGAUAUCUGCGAAGGAAGCUCUGGAAGCAAUCGCAGAGGCCGCCUUCAAGACAUCAGACUAUCCGGUGGUGCUAAGCUUCGAAAAUCACUGUAACCCUAGGCAGCAAGCAAAGAUCGCGAACUAUUGCAGGGAGAUAUUCGGGGACAUGCUUCUCGAUUUGCCCCUAGAGAGUUACAAAUUGGAACCUGGCAAUCCUCUGCCACCUCCAUCAGCACUGAAGCGCAAGAUAAUCAUAAAGAACAAGAAGAAGCAUCACCAUCAUCAUCAUCACAAAAAGAGCAUCACUCCUUCUCCUGAAGCAGCAAGUGGUGAAAUCACCGGGAAUGGUGAUGCUCUUCAACAUGCUCCGCCAUUACAAACCAGACAGGGUUCCAAGGAAUCAACAGCUACUGAAGACGAAGAAUCAACUAGCGAAGAUGAGCCUGAAACGGAUGCGGAACCUCCAAUGGAAAGCAUCGAAGCUGAAGGGGAAAAUAAACCCGCACCUGCCACUGAGACUGAAGCUGGAGCUGAAAUAUCGGCGCUGGUCAAUUACGUGCAGCCUGUGCAUUUUUCUAGUUUCGAAAAUGCCAAGAAAAAGAACCGCAGCUAUGAAAUGUCAUCGUUCGACGAAAAGCAAGCGACGUCGUUGCUGAAAGAAUACCCAAUCCAAUUCGUGAACUACAACAAACACCAGUUGAGCCGCGUAUAUCCGGCUGGAACGAGGUUCGAUUCGUCGAAUUUCAUGCCGCAGGUGUUUUGGAACGCCGGAUGUCAAUUGGUCGCACUUAACUAUCAAACUCUGGAUCUCGCAAUGCAGCUCAAUUUAGGUAUAUUCGAGUAUAACUUCCGGUGCGGUUACCUGCUGAAGCCGGACUUCAUGCGUCGGACUGACAGGCGUUUCUACCCUUUCGCCGAAAGCACCGUGGACGGCAUAAUCGCAGGCACUGUCAAGAUCACCGUUAUUUCUGGCCAGUUCCUCACCGAUAAACGGGUCGGCACCUACGUGGAGGUCGAGAUGUACGGCUUGCCCGCAGAUACGGUCAGGAAGACGUUCCGGACCAAGGUCGUGCCCAAUAACGGCAUCAAUCCCGUCUAUGAUGAUGAGCCGUUUGUUUUUAAAAAGGUGGUCCUACCGGAUCUAGCUUCAAUCCGCAUAGCUGCAUACGAAGAAUCUGGGAAGUUCAUCGGCCACCGAAUCCUUCCUGUUGUUGGUCUCUGUCCGGGUUACAGGCACGUCAGUUUGCGCACGGAGAUAGGUCAACCUUUGCCACUAGCAACGCUUUUUCUGAACGUUGUGGUUAAGGACUAUGUUCCCGACGGACUUUCUGACUUCGCCGAAGCUCUCGCUAACCCCAUCAAGUAUCAAAGUGACCUGGAAAAGCGAGCCCAGCAACUCGCGGUGCUAACAGACGACACGGAGCCUCCAGAAGGCAACGAAGACCAGAAAGACAGCCUGACGAAAGCGGCCUGCAAUGAAAUGGCGAAUGCAGUGGCAGCGGCUGCGGUGACUACGACCAACGGUAGUCCAACACCCAGGAAAUCGAUACCUACGGGGUCGAUGUCCGUUGACAUACAGGACAGCGAGUUAAUACCCGUCAUUGCCGCAGCUGCCGUAUCCAGUACCACGACGGCACCGAUUGUGGGCGAUGUCAAUAGCUGUAAUAAACUCAACGAGGUGAAAGAAGAAAAAGAAGAGUUGAUUGCUGAGCCCUUAGAGAGAAUUCUUGAUAAUAAACUAGUCAGGGAGAAAAGGACAGAACUAGAUAAGAAGCUGGAGGCUCUCCGCAAGAAACACGAAAAAAAGAAAAUGUCUGUGACAACGCAGAAAUCCAGCGAUUUUUCGGAAAAACGAUCCAGACUGGUGAAUAUGAAGCUUGUGAAGAGAUUAUCCAGUAAAAAUAUAGUAUCGUCCGUAUUCUAUACGGAAUCACCAAGUGCGGAGCCUUUAACCAGCAUGACUGACUCCCAGCCUCUGUGCGAGGGUCCUCCGACGGCAGCACCACCAGUAGGCAUUCCCAGAAGCACCUCGGAGCGGCUGCUCGCCAUAAACAGGGAGUUUGUACAUCAGGAGAAGGAACUCAGAGAGAAGUACCACGAGAUGAUAUAUAACGCCGCCGAAAAGGUUCUCAGGGCCUCGCAAAACAAUCAACUUAAAAUGCUCAAGGAACAAUUCGAGAAGGACACAUCCGAACUGAUGAAGAAGCUGCAGGCAGAUCACAGGGAAGAAGUUAAAGCUUUGGCAAAGAAACAUAGAAACAGAGAACAAUUUACGCGGGUGAAAAGAGAAGCAGUGACGGCAGUCGUAGGUAGAGGUGUGUCGGAAAGAGAGAAGCUGGGGCAGAUAUUUGAAAAUAAACGAGACGAUCUUCAGAGGCAACAUGAACUUGUUAAAGACCUGCUUAUCGAGCAAAGAGAAAAGGCCAAGGCAGCGCUAGACAAGGAAUUUGAAAUGCGUCUGACCCGAGUAGAUGCCGAGGCGAGCAGCACUCUUUAAAAGAGUUAUCAUGAAUUCUGAGCCGCAUCGGAGUUCAAUGCGUACGAGUCAAAACAUGCCCUUCACAUUUCCAUUUGUUCUGGAGAGAGACAGAAAGUGCGUAAUUUCGUAUACACGACAGUGUGGUAUGUCAAAGGAUCGCAGGAAGCCUGUCAUAUCAGUAUGAACUUUAAUGCCACCAGCUGAAUAAAAUUGUGGAAGCGGAGAUAGGUCAUUUCUAACUGAAUCUCGUCCUCAUCGAAACUGGCUUGGAUUUUCGGUAGAACAAUAUAAGGGCAAUUCACCAUACAGUACAUAAUUUCCAUGGUGCUUGAAAAUCAAGCAUAAACCUCAAAAAGAUGUAUUGUCAUGAAGAUAAGAACGUUCCUAUGAAUAUUUAUUUAUAGAUGAGGACACUCGUAAAAGUUCUUUGAAGGGUGAAUAAAAAUAUGUGUCCUAAUCCUAUUAUGGCUGACGGUAAAAUUAAAACCUUUUUCAGCUGUUCCCUUAAGGUUGUGCUAAAUUAUCAGCGAAUUCUCAUCGGUUUUAAAUGAAGAAAAAAAUAAUGUUACUGACGAUUGACUAAUUUUAUUCACUCUUCAUACAUUAUGAUUCUUAUCCUUAGGAGCGUUCUAUGCGUUUAAUUUUCUAUAUUUUCAUACAGUUGUUAAUAUGUUCAAUUUGUAUUAACAUGCGUAUACUUACCAGUGUUACCCCUACGUUAAGUCUAUAAAGUAAUAAUUGCAGUAUAUGGCAAUAGUAGACAGGAUCCAUAAGCGAUUGGAAAUCCGUUGACAUUCCACAUUCCACCUUUUGACAAUCAGAUCUUAAAGAUGAGCCCCGCAACAAAGCGUUGUUAUUAUUAGCAAAACUAGUAAAAUACAGUCAUACAACUAUUACCAUAUUGAUGUUUGUUGUUUCAUUGUGAUAGUAGAAGAUUAGUAUUCUUAGGUAUGGCGAACUUCAAGCAAACGGAUACUUCAGUGCACAAUUGACAUAAUUUAAUAAUAAUUUUAGUUAUUGCAUUAGUCAUUCCUUGUGUUAAUGUUGACUGAAGAAUCUUUAUUUCGGUAGCGAUAAGUUUACUCUUACAGUGAAACUUUAUAUUAAUUGGAAAACAAAUCAGAAUGAACGUGCCUGGAGUACCUGCAUGUUUGAUGUGUGUACUUAGAAAAGAAGUGAUAUAUGCUAAAAAAAUAAUAGAGGCACAAAGUAUACUGUAAGUGAAUAACUACUCAUAGCAUAAUACUUAAAUAACUGAAUUUUUAUACCGAGUUAUUUCGUUUUGUGUGUUCUGUAAUCCAAAACACCACGCACAAUUUAUUUGAUCGUUAUCUCUACGCACCACUUUCGAUGGCAUUUCAGCAUUAUUAUCCAUGAUGUAUAAUUUAUUUAGCUACACAUAUUUUUCUCGAAAAACAACAUUUACACAUUUCAGACACAUAAUUUUCCGCCACAUGUUCUACCAGAAAUAUAUUGUCCAAAAUUGCCGCAUGUUACAGCAGAAUUAUUAUGAUUCUAACCUUCAAAGCCAUACUAUUCGUACGACUGAUUAUUUUAACCAAACAUCAUCCAUAACACAACCUUAGUAUUAAUAUGGUAUACUCUGUACUUCAGUGUAUUUGAUUUGCUACCAAAUUAGUGAUCCUUCAUUUUACUAUUACUAAAAAAACUUGUGUAUAAACAUUGUUAAGUAGUUAGAUUGGUGAAAUAAUUGCCACUAAAUGAACAUAGUUCUACAUAAUAGGAUGGUCCAUAGAUAAAGUGGAAACCGUAGAUUUUUAGUGUCGUGAGAUAGUUAGCUCUUACUACCUUUUAUCGUGCCAGAUAUAGAGGGUAUUCAUUUGAAAACUUCCCAACACUUCCCAACUUAAACCACUGAUUAAAAGAAAGAACGCCGAGACACUUCAAAAGAUUAUCGGGUUGUUACCACAUCUAAUCAGAUUUAAAAAAAUCACAUCAAAAUAAAGGACUUCGAAAGACCUUUCAAACAAGCUAUUAGUCGAUACCACUUGUUACUUAAAAUUUUUAAGGGGAUGACCCUGGGGGGAGAGUGUGAAAGGGGCUGAAGUAGUUUUUGGUUAAAAAGUUAUCCUCCUUGACAAAUCUUUUGAUGAGUCUCGGCGUUUUUUCUUUAAAUCCAUGGUGGCAAGUUUUCA